AUGCCGGGGCGCGCCCGACCGCUCCGCCCGGUGCUGCUCCCUCUGGUGGCCCUCGCGUGCUGCUUCAGCGGGGGCCUGCGCGAGCGGUGCACGGCCUUCGCCGGCGCGCUCGGACGGCGUUCCGCGGCGGUCGCCGGCUGGCUCGCCGCCGCACCCGCGGUGGCCACGCCGCUCUCGGCCGCAGCGGCCGCGCAGCCGAAGAAGGCGAAGUUCGACUUCGAGAGCUGCAAGACCAGGGACACGGGAGGGCUCGCCUGGGCCCUGGACGAGGCGGAGACGAGGCCCGAGUGCCUGGAGCUGGCGGCCAGCAUCGCCGAGAGGUGCGGCACGGCGACCGAGCUGGCCCUUCGGGACACCCGGGGCGGCGGCGGCUACAAUUGGUGCAUCGGGUGCGAGAAGAACAAGGCCAAGGGCAAGCCGUGCGAGCCGCGGAAGCAGAACUUCGCAAGGUACCGGUGA
Messenger RNA from Prorocentrum cordatum, 459 nucleotides. NCBI's taxonomy places the organism in Eukaryota, Dinophyceae, Prorocentrales, Prorocentraceae. The record is from the annotation of a GenBank genome assembly.